AUGGACUUCGUUCCUUCGCUUGCUGAUGACAGCUCCUCGAACUCCUCUGUUGGCCUCUUGACGCCACAGAGCAGUCCGUUAUUUCGUCCUUCACAUCCCAAGGACGCCUUUCCGACGCACAUUGCACAGAUUCUCAAUGAUUACCAACAGGAAAUGUUGCCGACGGCGAACAGAGGCGACGUGAUGGAUUUGCCGAGAACUCCCUCGCCAGAGAACCCCUCCAUCAAUCGGAUAUGCGUGAUCGGGGCUGGCUACGUGGGCGGACCUACUGCCGCUGUGCUGGCCUUGCACAAUCCCUCCGUCCGCGUGGAGGUUUUGGACAAGGACCAAGGCCGUGUCAGGAGAUGGAACUCUGGUCAUCUGCCGAUCCACGAACCCGGUCUUAGCGACAUCGUUCGAUUGACAAGAGACGGCGCUCUCAGAAGUGAAUUGACAGAGAGAGACGUCCUCGACUCGAGACGCGAUCCUAAUCUCUUCUUCACGUCUGACGCGGCUGGUAGCAUUGGCGCUGCAGACAUGAUCUUGCUUGCAGUCAAUACACCUACGAAGAGAUCUGGAGUGGGCGCCGGAAGGGCAACGAACAUGACUGCACUGGAUGGUGCUGUGAAAGAUGUUGCGCUCUAUGCAAAGACCGGCGCCAUUAUCGUCGAAAAGAGCACGGUACCAUGCGGAACUGCGCAACGAAUCAGGCAAACGCUUGCAUCUCUAAGGCCUGGCGUCCCUUUCGAGAUCUUGUCAAACCCAGAAUUUCUGUCUGAGGGCACGGCUAUCGAAGACCUCUUGAACCCGGAUCGGGUCAUAAUUGGCUCGGCAGAAUCACCAUCUGGACAUGUGGCAGCUGAUUUACUCGCAAAUCUCUACACCGCAUGGAUUCCCCGGAAGAAGAUACUCCAAGUCAAUGCCUGGUCGUCCGAGCUCUCCAAGCUGGUUGCUAACGCGAUGUUGGCUCAGCGCGUUAGCAGUAUCAACUCCAUCAGUGCUAUUUGCGAAGCAACUGGAGCCAACGUCAAUGAAGUGGCCAGGUCCAUCGGUCUAGACGCCCGAAUCGGACCCCACUUUCUCAAGGCUGGCAUAGGUUUCGGAGGAUCUUGCUUCAGAAAGGAUAUUGCCAGCCUCACAUAUCUGGCGGAGUCCCUGGGACUAGAUGAAGUUGCCGAGUAUUGGAGUCAAGUCAAUUCCCUCAAUGUCUCACAACGGCGACGCUUUGCAAGGAAGAUUCUUAGGCGAUACAACGAGAACCUGGCCGGCAAGAAGAUUGCCCUGCUUGGCUUUGCCUUCAAGAAGAACACAGGUGAUGCUCGAGAGUCUCCCGCCGUGGAUAUUAUCAAGACACUUCUUGACGAACAACCUGCGGAGAUUGCGAUUUUCGACCCAUACUGCGUCGAAGAAGACAUUCUGAGGGAGAUCGGCGCCUUCGGAUCAGCAGACAGUGCAAGCAUACCAUCUCGGGUGAAGAUCUAUGCAGACCCCUAUCAAGCUUGUGCCGAAGCGAAUGCGGUCGUUGUCAUCAACGAUUGCGAUCAAUUCCGCAACACCAUGCGGAAGCCACGGACACACUGUGUCAUUGCUGCAGCCACAAAGUUCGACAGGACAUUCUCUGACGAGGGCAUCUCAGAGCUUGGAUCGCUAUCACCUGCCAGUGGGCCGCGAUUUCCGCCCCCACGGGGCUUUGACUAUGUCGCCGGUCUUCGCGUCAAGCUCGGCCCGAUUCCGUCGUGUCCUGAAGACUGUCCUGACUGCAAGUCACGUUGCAGCAGUCCCAUUUCCAAAGAGCCCGUCGAAUGGGCGCGGAUUGUCUAUAAUAUGAGAGAUCCCAAAUGGGUCUUCGAUGGCAGAGGCGUCCUAGAUGUGGACGCACUCGAGAAGUUGGGCGACGUAAGAGUGGAUGUUGUCGGGAGAUGGAGGCCUGAAGAUGGCGGGCGGAGUUGGUGA
Messenger RNA from Exophiala spinifera, 1932 nucleotides. RefSeq lists its product as uncharacterized. The transcript has 3 exons. Gene Ontology annotation, cellular component: nucleus; cytosol. Gene Ontology annotation, biological process: polysaccharide biosynthetic process; glycosaminoglycan biosynthetic process. Gene Ontology annotation, molecular function: UDP-glucose 6-dehydrogenase activity; NAD binding. The coding region runs from base 1 to 1932 and encodes 643 amino acids. The record is from RefSeq and is a predicted model, not a curated record. Lineage: Eukaryota; Fungi; Ascomycota; Eurotiomycetes; Chaetothyriales; Herpotrichiellaceae.